AUGGAUGAGCUCGUGUCGGCGGCGCUGGAGGAGGUGUGCGCGCGCCUCGCGCCGGGGAUCCCCGUCGUGGACCUAUGGCCGGCGCUCCGCGGCGCGCUCGAUGCCACGGGCCUCCCGCUAGGUCCAUCAGUCAAGCGCGCCCUGUGGGCUCGCAUCCUUGCGCUCCGCGUCGUCAGCCUCGUGGAGGGGGGCGGGGACGGGGUGCCCGUCUCUGCCGGCGACCCCGCGGAGAAGGACUUCGAGGAGGCCGAGCGGCGGGGCAUGCGGCUCGUGGCGAGCGCGGGGAUCAGGGACAACUUCCUGGGGUUAUACGAGCGCAGAUUCGCGAAAUCAGAGUUCAGUGCCGUCCACAAGGCGACAUUGGAAUGUGUUGCGGCAAGCAGGACUUCUGGGGUAGCGCAGAGUGAACUUUUCAAAAAAUUUAAAAUGAAAGGAAAUAAUUUCUAUUUUAUUGCAAAGAGUCUUGAAUCACAGCGGCUAAUAGUUAGACAAUCAACUAUAAUAAAGGUGAAAGACCACGGAGCUGAGAGGGAAGAUGCCUCACAGAAUAAACAUGUUAUCAAUACCAAUUCACUAUAUCUCUCCCGAUAUGCCAAGGACUUGAACAUGACUUCACAGCAAAGAAUUGAGAUUACAAAGCCUGAACUACUUGGGAGCAAUGAAGAGACCAAUGUAGAUGCUUUCCAAGAAGAUGGAACUUUUGAUGUUAACUCCAAGAAUGAUAUAUCUAUUCAUGAUUAUCUUCCAGCAAUGAAAGCCAUAUGUGAUAAACUUGAAGAAGCAAGCGGAAAGGCUCUUGUUGUGUCAGAUAUAAAAGUCGAUCUCGACUACAGGAUGGCAUAUGGGCACAGAGCAUGGAGAAACGUAUUGCAUAGGCUAAGAGAUGCACAACUUGUUGAGACAUUUGAUGCCGAAGUUGAUGAUAAGGUUGUCCGCUGUUUGCGUCUGCUGAAAAAAUUUGAUCCAAAUGAGUUUCAGCCAAAAAGUAUAGCCUCAAAUUUUAAAUUUGUCAAAAAAGGUCAGGCAACUGAUCAAAUUUUGGAACUUCCAUUAGAGAACUGUAUAUAUGAUAUGAUCAGUGCCCAAGGGACAAAAGGUAUUACACUUGUUGAGAUUGGCAAACGUCUUGGACUCAACAAUUCGAAAAAACUUCAUAAACGAGUAUCAUCCAUGCUAAAAAAAAUCGACCUAACAUGGGAAGCAGAAGUUCCAGACAAGACAUCACAGUACCGAAUUUGGACUUCAAAAAACUUCUCACUCUACAAAGCUGGUACUGCUCUGCAAACUUUUGAGGCACUAUCAGAAGACUCUGAUGAUUGUUCGGAUUUGUGGUCCCUAGUUCCAUCUAAAGGUUUGGAUACUUUGGAAUCAUCUAGUUCACAUGGAAAACUACUCUUGCUUGAAGAAGAGAACCAUGACGAACCAGUUGGACAUCAUAUCCAGAACAACCUUGAUGCUUCUGCUGUAGUUUCUCAGUUAGUUGAAGAAGAUAAAGUUGCUUUGGGUCAGAGGAGGAGGUGUCGGUGCCGUCCAUUAACUUCUGAUGAUCAACGCCAUAGAAGGAUUCUACACAUGUUAAAGAAGAAGAAAUUUGUACUGAAGGUGGAGUUACAUAAAUGGUUAGAACGUCUUGAAAAAAAGGACGGAAAAAUAAUGGAUAGGAAGACAUUGACUCGCACGUUGAAUAAGCUUCAGCAAGAGGGAAGCUGUAAAUGUAUCAAAGUCAGUGUUCCCUUGGUCACAAACUAUACUCGCAGUCAUCUCAUUGAUGUAAUACUGCAUUCUUCUGUUGGAGACUUGUCACCAGAACUUGUGGAUCAAUUUAGGAUCAGACAAAGGAACUUUGACACUCAAUCUCGGGCAGGUGCAGCAGCUAAAGUGAAGCAAAAUCAACAUAUGACUGCCAUACCUGGUCUGAGGAUUUCACGCAGAGUUAAAGUUUACAAACCAUUAAUAUUAGAAGCUAUGUAUGCAAAUGGAUUCAUAGAAGGGCAUUAUGAUAAGAGCCUUAAUCAAUCAUGCCUGUUAUUUUCUAUGGAAGAAGCUAUGAAAGAAAUGCCCCUUGAACUCUUUCUACAAGUUGUUGGGCUUGGAAAAACACUUUCAGAAAUACCUACCAAGGAAUACAAUCAGCUCAUGGAUACUCAUGCCUAUGGUCGACUCUCACGUUUAGUAAAUAUUUUGGACAAGCUCAAGCUGGUUCAGUUUGCAAAAGAAUUCUUAGAAGAUGCUGGUGUACCGUCAAAUGCCAUGUCUACACAUUCGAUGGAGCUCAGGCCUUACAUUGAAGAACCUAUACCUAAAAUUCUUCCAUCUUCCCAACUGAACAAUCAUCGGAAAAUUCGGCAUGAUUUUGUACUUUCAAAGCACGAGAUUGUUGAUUCAUAUUGGGAAACACUAGAGUGCUGUUAUUUAACAGCUGGCUUGGCUGACCCGUUGAGUGCCUUCCCUGGCAGUUCUGUCCCUGAGGUUUCGCAUCCUCGUUCAUGGAGUACACUAGUCAUGACUACUGAGCAACGACUGGAAUUGCAACAGCGUAUUAUGAAUGUCAGUGAGAAGGGGAAAAUUCCGUUUAAAGACUGUGUUAGAAUAGCAAGAGAAUUGAAUCUCUCUGUAGAGCAGGAAAGGAGAUUGAAAAGGAGAAGUUUGGUUCCCCAGAUUUCAGAAAGUAGUCACGAAAACAGUUUGGAUUCAGAUUGUGAGCAAUUCAAUUGGGAUGACUUUGAAGUUCCGGAGAUAAAGAGUGCACUUAAUGAAGUCCUUGAAUUAAUUCAAACAGAAAAAGUAGAUCAGACCAAGAGAAUUGGGCCUGUGAAUCAAAAGAAUAUUAAUAAUGAUAAUGAUGUCACAAAGGACACAAUAUGUUCACAGGAACUGCUGAAAGCGGAUUCUGCGAUCCUGAAAAAUCAUGCGGACAUUCAAAUGGAGAAAGUGAAAACAUGGAUGUCUGCUGCAAACCUCAAGAAAAGAUCAUUAAGGAUCACAGAAAUAGGAUUAUUGAAAGAGGUUACUGGGAGUGGUGGGAAGCCGUACACCCUUUCUUCACAAUUCUUAACCAAUGCUUGUUGUUCACCUUUUCCAUUUGGUUCAGGAAAAAAGGCUUCUGCAUUUUCUAAUUGGCUUAUAGCUCAGCAAAAGAAUACUACAGACAGUGGAGUUUAUUUGUAUCCAGACAUACAGUGUGGAGAACUUGUUCAUCUAUUCUCUCUGGUUUUGUCAGGAAACCUUCUCAUUUCACCUUUCUUGCCUAGUGAAGGAGUUGGUGAGGCUGAUGAGCCUAACAGCUCUGGUCCUUUGGUCGUAGAUACUAGUGGUUUAGGUGACAACAGUCAGAAGCGCAAGGCUGAUACGGUGAAACUGAAAAGUGGCAAGGCUAAGAAACAGAAGCCUUUGCCAAAGAUAGAAAGUGACUUUUGCUACCGCCGGGAGAAAGGAUUCCCUGCUAUCCAAAUAGGUCUAAAUCUUCAUAGAAUUCAAACAAGCAAUUUCCCGCAAGAGUUACAUUGGAAUGCAUUUUGUAUUAUUCAUAAAGCUGGUGGGCAAGGAGUUACUUUGAGAGAACUGUCGCAGGCACUGCAUCCAUUAGCCAUGCAGAUGGUCUUAAUAAUUGUUGACACUCUCAAGAGAUUUCAGCUGGCUGUUAAGGUCAAUGCAUAUGAUGGCGUUCAGAUUGUGGACUCGUUACAUUCGGCAAAGUAUCAUGUAACUACACUUGCAGAAUGUGAUAAUUGCUGCUGUACAGAUCCUCCAACUUCUCAAGUUGUUGAUAAUGAAAACACAAAAAAUCUACUGAGAGAGAAGCAUACCAGGCCUAUUAAUUUUGAUGGUCCUAUAAAAAUGCUUGGUGAUGGGCACACAGUGACAGUAAUUAAUGUUCAAAGCAAGUUGAGCUCACCUCAUAUUUACAGCAAAGAUCCUGGGGAUGAGGAAAGGUUAUCUACUCCAGGAGAGAACAAUAAGGAGAGUAGUUGCUAUCAUAAUUGUGAAAGGCAUUGUUAUCAGCCUAUAUUACCAUGGAUAAAUGGCGAUGGUAGCACUAAUAGCACUCUCUAUGAAGGUUUAAGUCGCCGAGUUAUUGGUUAUGUCAUGCACUAUCCUGGACUAAUGGAGGAAGAUGUUAUCCGUCGGAUGGAUGUAUUGAAUCCUCAGACUUGCAGGACCCUGCUAGAAAAGCUAACGCUCGAUGAGAACCUUCAUGUUCGGGUGUAUGAAGAACCUGUGCCAAUGGCUCCGACCAUACUGCAGGGUCUGUUACUCUAG
Molecule: messenger RNA, 4260 nt
Organism: Miscanthus lutarioriparius
Lineage: Eukaryota; Viridiplantae; Streptophyta; Magnoliopsida; Poales; Poaceae
Source: the annotation of a GenBank genome assembly